Molecule: messenger RNA, 1464 nt
Organism: Aspergillus calidoustus
Lineage: Eukaryota; Fungi; Ascomycota; Eurotiomycetes; Eurotiales; Aspergillaceae
Source: the annotation of a GenBank genome assembly
AUGGCCACAGAAACCCCCACUCAGCGACUCCAGAGAGUCGAUUCUCAACCUGAGAACCCUUUUUCGGCCCUGAUUGCCGAUCAAUCCUUCGUCACGGUUCCCUCGUUCACCCUUGAGUCUGGUGUCACCCUACAUAAUGUUCCCGUGGCGUAUACGACUCGCGGCACUCUCUCGCCAAAUGGCGACAAUGCGUUGGUCAUCUGUCAUGCUCUGAGCGGUAGCGCGGAUGUCGCAGAUUGGUGGGGACCACUUCUCGGUGGCCCAGGACAAGCAUUCGAUGUCUCGCGAUUCUUUGUGGUCUGUCUCAACAGCCUUGGUAGUCCUUACGGAAGUGCCAGCGCAGUGACGUACAAGGAUGGGAACCCGGAAAACGGCCUAUACGGGCCGGAGUUCCCACUUACAACGGUUCGCGACGACGUGAAGAUUCACAAGAUGGUUCUGGAUUUCUUGGGUAUCAAACAAAUCGCAGCUGUGGUUGGUGGAUCAAUGGGCGGCAUGCUCACACUCGAAUAUGCAUACUUUGGCAAGGACUAUGUCCGGGCCAUCGUUCCCAUCGCUACGUCGGCCCGCCACUCCGCAUGGUGUAUCAGCUGGGGUGAGGCACAGCGCCAGAGCAUCUACAGCGACCCCAAGUAUGAGAAUGGAUUUUAUCCAUUUGAUGAUCCCCCAGCUACUGGUCUUGGAGCUGCUCGGAUGUCGGCCCUACUGACCUACCGAAGCCGUAACUCCUUCGAGUCGCGCUUCGGAAGAAACGUUCCGGAUCCAUCAAAGCGUCAGAACAUCAACGGCACUGAGAGGCUGCCCACCCCUCCGAACGAGCACUGGGCUAUCCACAAUGACGGCCACAAAGGCAACUGGAGCCCAAGCGGUCGCAGCUCUCCCGCUUUGGAGAAGACCGAGGUGCAAUACAUGGACCCGCAAUUUUCUGGGACAAAGACGUUCAGCAAGACCAUUGCGACGCACGAUGCGGGCAAUACGAAGCGGCCCCCGACAUAUUUCUCGGCCCAGUCCUACCUCCGUUACCAAGGAGAGAAGUUUGUGAAACGGUUCGACGCAAACUGUUACAUUGCGAUUACUCGCAAGCUCGAUACACAUGACGUUUCUCGCCAGCGGGCCAGUCCCACGUCGGAGAAUCCCGUGCGCGAAGCACUCGGCCAGAUUGAGCAACCUACGUUGGUGCUUGGAAUCGAAAGUGAUGGUCUCUUCACGUUCGAGGAACAGAAGGAAAUCGCUGAAGGCAUCCCUGACUCGCGGCUCAAGCGUAUUGAAAGCCCGGAGGGUCACGACGCCUUCCUUCUUCAAUUCGAGCAGGUCAACAAAUACAUCCUCGAGUUCUUCCGCGAGGUCCUACCCGACAUCAUGUCCAAGUCUCCUGCCGAUGGCGCCGCAGUUGACGGCGUUGGCAAAAUCACCAAGAGCAGCACCUUUGGCGAAGCCGAGGUCGAAGAUAUCACCGCUUGGUAA